This is a messenger RNA of Bursaphelenchus okinawaensis, 1242 nucleotides long. The record is from the annotation of a GenBank genome assembly. Lineage: Eukaryota; Metazoa; Nematoda; Chromadorea; Rhabditida; Aphelenchoididae.
AUGCCAGACGUUGUGUGCUUGACUAUGAGGACCUUUGCUGGGCAAUUGCCACCCGAGGUGGGGUUUUUUUAUAAAUUUUCAUUAAGUUCAUUAAAAUAUUAUUUUAUUGAUUUUUAAAAAUAUUUUACUAUUUUUUCGGGUUUAGUUAUGAGUAGUACAGGGUGCGCAAAAAGUUCUGUUACACGGCUUUUUAAUCAAAUAUUUAUUUUAACAACAAAUAUAGCUAAAACAACAACUAAAAAUAGUAACAUAUAGUACUAGUUAUAACAUAGUCAACCGGUUUCGAAGUGUCCCCCCUUUGAGGCUUGGCAUAAGCGCAAAUUGUAUUGGUGAUACAAAAUAAAAGAAUUUUGAGCUGAUUCUGAGCGGGGCAGGUCCUGCAAUUUUCUUGUAAUAACUUUGUACACAAUAGAUACUUUGUUUGCCAAUUUUUUCAAAAUUAUUCAAAUUUUAGUCAUGGCACAAAGUUGUAAACCACAUGACAUCAAUGAAUGACAUGUGUUCAUUGGCUGUAGUUAACAAAUAUUUCUACAAGAUGGUUAACACGGAUUUCAAACAGCUAUGUUACGACCAUAUCAUAUACCGUCUGGAAAAUGAAUGUUGGGCAUACGCUUUGUCGCAGUAAGUUUUAAAGUCUAGUCUACCCUACUCUAUCUUAUCCGACCCUGCCUUAUCCUGCCCUCUGCUAUUAUAUUCCACCAUGCCUUGCCUUGCAAUGUCUUCUCCUAUCUUGUUUUAUCCUACUGUCCAUUUUUAUGGGCGUGAGUUCUUUCUGAUGUUCAUGAGCUUUCUUCGAUGUUCGUGAGGUUUUCCUAAUUAAGUGAGCCUACUCCUCCCGCCAUGUUUAAGAGUCCUACCCGAUGUUCGUGAGUCUUCCCCAAUGUUCCUAAGCUCUCUCUAUGUUCAUAAGCUCUUGCCAAUGUUUCUGUUGAUUCUAUAAUAUUAUAAUCAUUUAGGUUCGAAAGCCGUGCCUACAACGUCAUGCCCGACGACUUUGAAAUGUAUCGCCAAAACGCGGUAUGUUGCCCCUUCACCGGUAAAAUGGCACUGAAACUGGAGAACGGUUAUGUCGUACUCUCCAAUAUUUAUUUUGGCCUCAAGCAGUUUACUUUGCUCGAUUUUACACCGUAUACCGACACGAUCACCCGGGUUAACAUGAUCAAUCGAGGCCAACAACUUCUGGUUCGUACUCCCACAGUCGUGCUGAUUUACGAUCUACAUACGAUGAAAGUGACAUCUUAA